Messenger RNA from Trichomonas vaginalis G3, 327 nucleotides. RefSeq lists its product as uncharacterized. Lineage: Eukaryota; Parabasalia; Trichomonadida; Trichomonadidae. The transcript has a single exon. Bases 1 to 327 code for a protein of 108 amino acids. The record is from RefSeq and is a predicted model, not a curated record.
AUGGAUUCAACUCCAGAAUGCUUUGUUAGAUUACUAAAGCUUAACGAGCAAGUUAAAUCAGGAAAAAAGAAACUCACAAAGGCACAACAAGACAAACUUGAUUCACUUAUUUCGGCAAUAAAAUUAUCAGAAGAGGCAAAUAAUACUUUAUUGAAGACAAAAGCUGGCGUCUUAUACGAAAUAAUUGUCUACACAUCUAAACUUAGCGUUUUAGAAAAAAUUGGUGUUCGAAAUCAAUGGGGUCAUCAACUACUUGAAGAGAUGAAAACAAUCUUAUAUGCUGAAGGUAAUGGAUUCCAACUCGAUGAUUACGCUGGAAAACAAUGA